This is a messenger RNA of Argiope bruennichi, 1501 nucleotides long. RefSeq lists its product as uncharacterized. The record is from RefSeq and is a predicted model, not a curated record. The transcript is spliced from 4 exons. The coding region runs from base 202 to 789 and encodes 195 amino acids. Lineage: Eukaryota; Metazoa; Arthropoda; Arachnida; Araneae; Araneidae.
GUUGAUUUAGUUCGCAGGUGUCUUUGAAGUGAUUCAACCGAUUAUCUGGGAAAGAAGGAUAACACUAAACAAAGUUAGUCCGUUAACUAAAUUGGCAGCAGCAAAAUGGGGACAAAACGAUUUCAUCUAGAAGUUGCUAAGUAUUCAAACUGUCUCCAGGAUGCUGCUAGAAGACAAAAAGACACUUAAGUCACCAUUAUAAUGGAUAAGAAACUGUCAACAGAAAUAUCGCGCCGCUCUCCUUACUUCUGUAGCAAGGAGGUACGGAGCAGCGCUCUCAUACGCAGGGUGCUUCUGAUAACCAUCGUGAUAUUGUGUUCCAUCUUCGUGGCACUCAUCUUGUGCGGGGCACUCUAUGCUACGAGGAAUUCUGUCUUCUUUUAUGUGGCUGCAUCUGUUCUCUUUUCCGCUGCAGCCAUGUUGAUUCUUUUUUAUAUCUGGCUCAGUAGAAGAUGUCCGUUUUGGAAAAUGGAUUACCCCGCCAAGAUGCCAUCUGGGAAAAUGGAAAUUUCAACAGUAAAUGGGUUUAACUACUACUCUCAAGUUCCAAAUGGUGUGAAGUCAGAUUUUCCUAUGGGGCCUUAUCUCGUCAUGACUUUGCCCAAAACCCACAACCACAGAGACCGAACUGGUACUAUAGACAGCGAAGACUGCAGUGCCCCAAACACACCUCGGUACAUGAAAAGAAAGUCACUCAGAAGAGCAAAAAACCUUCCUCCGUUAGCUAGUGCUGAAACACUGACUCCCUCUCUGAUAUCCAGCUACGGAAGCAUAGACAGUGUGGUUUAAUAGACAAUUAUCGGCACUGAGUUUCGAACGCACACUGGUUUCUUCGCUCAGCACUUGAAAUGCGUUUCCUGCUUCGUCAAAACAGGAAAGCACCUUCUAAGUGUUCAUCACCUUCAAAAGUGUUGCCAAUUUCGUUUCUAACUUCUCUGAAAUACUUUCCAGAGGAAGUUUAGAGGAUCAUCCCACCGUUACAGUUACAGUUCUUGAAAGUCGUGUCAAACAGCUGCAUUUGAAAAGUGUAAUGACAGCUGUUUGAUGAAAUGAUUGCUAUCAUACAAAAUUGGGGAAAGUGUUUAUUGAAUUGCAUGAAAUUCUGAGUGAUUAUUUACGUAAGCAAGUGCCAAAAUUAGGGAAAAAAAUUAGGGAUUUUUAUAAUUUUGCAAUGAAAAUGAGAGGGAAAGAAGUGGAACUUUUUAAUAAAUUACAGUUCUCAGAGAAAUGCAUAGUUCUCUAACGAAAAUUUAGAAAAUAUACUCAUAAGGUAUUAUUCUCAACAACCAGUUUCAAUCAGUCAUAGAAGGCUUAUUAGAAAUAAUUAUAUGUGUUUUAUGAAAAAUUUCUCUCUCAGUAUGUAAAAAUAAUUGUAAUGAAAUCUCCGCAGUUUUAUGGUAAGUUUUAUCUUUGGAGAGCACAUCUUGGUUCAGUGAUUCAUUGAUUCAUCGAAGUGUGUAGACUCUUGAUUCUUGGUGACAUAAUUAAAUAUUAUUUAUAC